GUACCUGUAGCCGCCAGGCAAUUACUUACCCAACCAGCCCAAUGACUAUUUAUUAUACCUAGUACCUAGUUACCUUCUACUCAACCACUCCAGCACAUCAACAGAACUCCAUCCCAUCCAACAGCUUCGUUCAAAACCCCACAGCCAUGCCACCCCCACACCAACCAAUCCACUUCAUCCCCAAAUCCCAAGAAAAACACAUCCUCUCCCUCCCAAUUCACCAAAUCCUCGCCGCCCCGGACCACCAAGAAGCCGGCACAAACCACUGGUGCUUCUACCUAGCGACCUCCCCAACAACAUCCAUCCAACUCGACUGCCUCCCCAGCUACUCCAUCCCAAGCACCGUCCUUCCAGGCGGCUCCAAAGCCAACAUCGUCAUCUCCAGCCUCGAUCGCCUCGUCUCCGCUGACGUCGAAGAAACCUUUGUUCUUGAUGUCGCGCCGGACAGACGACCCUUGCAUGUGCGGGAUGUGUUAGAUUUGCUGGUUGAGAAUGGGCACCAUAGAUAUGAGUUUGAUGAGAGGGGCGUGGGGUGUCGGUUUUGGGUUACCGAGAUGGUGGAGCUGUUUUUGAGGUGUGGGGUUGUUGGGGAUGGGGGGCAGGUGGAGGCGCUUAAGGGGGCUGUUCGGACGUUGUGGCCGGAGAAGGUCCCGUUGGAGCUGGAUCGGGGGGCUUAUUGGUUGGUAUAGUUAGCAUUUACAAAUUGAGCUUGAAAGCGUUUUGUUGGCCUCAUUUUCUCCAUUAAUGGGGAUAAUGGC
Aspergillus campestris IBT 28561 is the source of this 758-nucleotide messenger RNA. RefSeq lists its product as uncharacterized. The transcript has a single exon. Bases 147 to 689 code for a protein of 180 amino acids. NCBI's taxonomy places the organism in Eukaryota, Fungi, Ascomycota, Eurotiomycetes, Eurotiales, Aspergillaceae. The record is from RefSeq and is a predicted model, not a curated record.